AGGAGUUUGGGAGCCAAGUCUCCUGUAAGCUGGAGGUGUUAAUGAGUUAGCAGACUUAUCGCACUGCUCCUGGAGAAACGAAAGUGUUGUGAACAGACCGUUGCACGGGCAGAGUGAGAGUUUCAUCGGAACAAUCCCAGCUCUGAGGGAAGCAGGACUGGAAUCUCACUACAUCUUAACCAAGGUGCUAAUUGGGCUAGUGAUUAACGGAGAACAUUGAGAUGCUUGUUUUGGGCUUAACUGCAAGAGGGUGUCACUCAGCAUCACACAGCCCAAGGAUUUCCGUAGCAGUGCCUGGAGCUCUGCUGCUCACAGAACUGAACGUGUCAGAAAGCUGUUUUAAUAAAACCAGGUUCUCAGAGCAGAUUUUCUUGUCCUGGCAACUUCGGAAUCCCCCCCCCCUCACCGCCAAAAAAAGUGUGUUUGCAGAGGAGAAGGACAGAUACCGAAACUGCUUUUAUUUUCUCAGCGAACACUUUUUUUUUUUUUAUGCAAAAAUGUGUAAAAUCUCAUUGAAAAAACACCGAGCAGCGUUGUGCAGUAUUCAAAAUACACGCUCAGGAUCUGAAGUGAAAAAAAGAACGAGUGCCCUGUGCUGCCAACUGCCAAACUCAUAGAAAGCACCGUUGUUACCUGUUUAAAGAAAAUCCACGCUGUCAGCUGCCAUCGAGCCUUGAGGUGGGCACAGCUUAGACCUUUGGCUUCUUAUUCCAAAGUAAUUUACCCAGCUGUGGUCCAAGCCGCAGGGUGGGCUGCCGGGGAGCUGACACCUGAGGAGCUGGGUUUCCUGGGCUUUCCAUCAGCCAUCUCUCCGUUAUUUCACCCAGAGGCUGCAGAGAGGCCAGAGGAAGGAAUUGGCCGUGGGAUAUGCAGGAUUCCGUGUUGCCUGGGCUUUGUCCGAGCUCUCUUGGAGACAAUUCAAAUGAUAAUUUCACGAAGGUGGUUUAAUACCGGUGAAAAAUGCUGGGAAUUUUCCAGUCACCUGUUUCCUCGGCGCCCCGGUGCCCCCUGCAUCUGUCCAUGCUGAACGCUAGAUGGGGCGUCAGACACAGGGUUUGGUCCAGGAUUUACAGGGAAGAACAACUUUUUGCAGAGAAGUGAGUCACGUUUGAGAAAAACAGACGAGAGAGGAGGGUGGACUCACAUCUGCAGAGCUGACCACUUGUGUUGUGAAACGUGAUUUCUUGGGAUACACAACAACCCCGCCACGUGGCUGAGCAGGGUUCACGGAGAGCAAUUUCAGCAGGGGACUGAGAACAGCCAGAGGAAGAUGGAGAGUUUGGAUAAAGAAACGAGGCUGUUUAGCUGAGAUCUGCAGAGUCUCGUCUGUCCAUCUGAAUUAAAGGUGCAAGCAGGGUGCCUUGCUCACCUCACAGGCUUCAGCAGAAACGCCCAGGGAGUCAAGAGCCUGUCAUCCUUCUCUUGCAGCUGUUCCUGCCCCCUCUCCCAAGAUCUCCACGGGAAUCGAGUGCUGAGGCGACCGAGCGGCACCUUCCCCCAAAAUGAUGGAAAACGAAGUGUUUCUGUCAUUUACGUUCUACAGCACAAUUUUGAUCUUAAAAAUGUAUGUCGUUGCCAUCAUUACGGGACAAGUGAGACUCAGAAAGAAGGCGUUUGCAAACCCGGAGGACGCGCUGCGCAACGGGGGGCUGCAGUUCUGCCGCGAGGACCCCAACGUGGAGCGGUGCCGCAGGGCCCACCGCAAUGACAUGGAGAACAUCUUUCCCUUCCUCUUCCUCGGAGCCAUCUACUCCAUGCUGGACCCCAGUCCUGCAGUGGCCAGGAUCCACUUCCUCAUCUUCUGCGUGGGGCGCGUUGUGCACACCGUCGCCUACCUGCUGCGGCUGAAGGCGCCCGCGCGCUCCGUGGCCUACAGCGUGGCACAGCUGCCCUGCUUCUCCAUGGCCCUGCAGAUCCUCCUCGCCACCACCCCGUACUGGUAACACCCGGAGAGACCGGCCAGCCGAACCCCCUCAUCCUGCACUCCGAUGGUUCCCUGGCGGGACGGGGUGCUGUGUGUGUGAGUGUGAACAUGUGUGUAUGUGUGUGUGUGUGUGUGUGUGUGUGGGCACGUGGUAGGUUGCCAAGGAGGUCACCUGCAGCCUUGGUAAACUCCCUGUGCUGUUGAGAUUCAGCAGGGAAGUCACCGGAGAGAAGGGAUGUGUCUCCCUGUGGAGCAGGAAGGGAAUGCAGAGUCAGGUUUCUCUCGCUCCUGAUGAGGGCAGGAGGGGGAAAGCACAUGAACUACCCCUCAAGGAGGGGUUUCGUUGAAGGAAAGGAGGUUUUCUGACUCCACUGUGUUCGGAACUGGGAAGGUGAAGAUGUGCCUUUUCCCCUUGGUCACAAAUAUCCCGUGAAUCAGGAAGGGAAAAUCAUGAGGGUCUCACAAAGUCUUUUGGUCAGCAGAGGUAGAAGAGGGGGUUAUAAAACAGCCACCCUCCUCUUGCCCAGCCAUGUGGGUCUGUGGGGAUGGAGUUCCCUUAGGUUCCCUCUCCCACAAGGAGAACAGGAGGCAGGUGCCUGCCAGACAGAGUAACAUGGACGUCAAAACCUCCGGGGUGAUGUUGUGAAGACAUCGGAGUGUUCAGUGCUCCCAGAGCCACCUCGUCUCAUGCCAAGGGACACAGCUCCCUGCCAGGAGCCUCACUGCAGGCAGGAUCCUGCCUGUCCCUCAGCCAGCCUUCAGCAGCUCCCUGCCAGCAGCACCCGUGGCUUUUCCAUCUCAGUCUCAUCCCAGUAAGAUGCAGAGCAUCGUGCCUGGAGCAGCCAGCAGGAACCACUUACCCUGCGGAGAACCGGACAGAAAUCUCUGGGACUUCUGGAAAGACUAAAAUGCUCACACAAAACAGGGAGUUUGCAGACAGAGCUUUCUCCUGAGGGUGGUAUCUGUGUCCACAUGCCACUAAUGCCUGACUAUGCUCUCAAGGGCAGCAGACUGACUUUCUCCCCCUGUUUGUAGCCUUUCUCUGGCUGCAGAAUGGCCGCUGCUGUUUGGGGAAUGUGCCGUGACCGCUUUGGGGGUGUUUUUUUUCAGCUGUUUCCUGCUGUCCAGUGCUGCCACACCGUGUGCAGCCUGGACCAGCUGGGGUUUGCAGAAAGCUCUGGAAGCGAGCAAAGUGGCUUUGAAGAGUGUAUCACUGCUCUGCAGUGUCACCUGAAAGUGUUGUGUUGGAGAGGAGAGACUGAGACCAGGGUGACAAACCCUCCUGAGCUCCUCUGUCCCCAGGUGCCAGGGACUGCAACAAUGGAGCAUCCCUGUGGAGGACAAGGCAGGAGGAAACCUCUGGUCUUCAGUGCCUCUCCCCCCUCUGAGGGCAACACAAAGCCUUACUAAGACCACAGGGGAAAACAGAAUAAGCAGAAAAUAAAGUCCCCUUCCACCUGCCCUCCUCAUUAAGGCUGCUCCCUUAACUCUGCUGUCCUGAGAGAUGCUCUUGCUGAGGCCUCACAGAGCACUGGUGACACACCUGCUCAGACUGAUACUCAGCCCUUGCACAGCUCAGGUAGCAGCUUCUGUCCUGGUAAUUCCUGACCCCAGCACAGAGGCCAAGCUGUGUGGUGAGGUUUGGAGUGGAAUGCUCUGCUCUCCUACCACAUUAGGAAGUGGGCAGGUUCAGCAGUUUUUGCUCUUGUCCACCUCUCCCUCACAGCCUCAGCAGAUGUCUGGGUAACACAGACCCCGCUUAACAAGCCUUUUCUGCCUCACAUGGUGCACAAGGUCUCGAACCCCUGUACAUUUCUCUGCUGCUGCACAUGCAUCCUGGUGGCAGGAAGCAAAUAUUCCCAAUAAAAACAAAUCAUUGUGCUCAGAUACAUCCUUCCUUUGGGAGCAGCAGAUGCAGCUGGGCAGCAGCUGGGUCCAACCCCAGCAGGAUGGAUCCCCAGCUGUAAAGCCCUUUGCUAGACCCCACUGCAGAGCCUGGAGUACCCUGGGACUCCUAAAGAGACAUCCCUUUCCUCUGGACUCACCUCCCCUGCAGAGGAAUCCCUUUUCCAGGUGUGCAUUAUUUGUGCUGAUCCUUUAAAUUCAGCAGUAGCCCUGCUCAGUUUUCCUUCCCUGAGUAGCAGGUUGUUGCAAAGCUUGGUUGUUCACCUAAAAAUCCUGGAAAGCUUGAGAAGUUCAGGUAAGAUGUGGUUGCUCUCAUUUCUGUGCUUAUGACUUGCAAAGGAACUGCCUGUAUUUUCCAAGCUCAGCAGUCCCCUUUUUUUUUGGCAGUAGGUUGCUGGGAAGCCAAUGCCUCAUUUCCCUGGUUUUCCCCUAUUUUCUUAAGUUGUUGGUGUUUGGGAGGUGCUGUCCUAUGUCUGUUGUAGCUGGAUAAAAUGGCUCCACUUUAUUGUUUUUUUUUUCCCCUCAUGCUUUUAGAUGUCAAAUAAGAAAGGCAGCAGCUUUAUAAAAUGGACUCUCUCCAGUACAUGUUGCUGUGGUUGGAGAUGUGGCUGGGACUGAGAUUUUGGCAUGGGAAGUGAGAAAUCAGGCUGCAGAACCCUCACCCAGCUCCUUCAGCCUCUUCUAGGCUGCCUGUUCAGUGCCUGAGGCUGAUGCUCUGCUCAGGGAAGUUGAGGUUACAUGCACAGCUCGGCUUUCUUCUUUUUUAUUAAAAAAAAAAAUAAACCCUGCUGUACUGGCUGCAGGGAAAGGCUUGGGAAUGUGAACUCUCCUAGCUCCAAAAAAACAAACAGAAAAAGCCCACAAGGCAAACUUCAGAGAGGCCCAAGCAUUGUGCUUAUUUUGAAGCACAGUGGAGGUUUGUGGGAGGCAGGAUGGAGCCGGGCUCGGCUGCCUGGGCAGCACCAGCCCCAUCCCCAUCAGGGCUCUCCCAGGACAGGGUGAUCAGAGCUGCUGUUUUUCCCCUGGACACUGCCAGUGGUGUUCCCUGCAAGUGAUGAACUAAAGCAUGCCCUGCCUUUUUCCAAAUAAUAUCUAAAGCUCAGAGCUACUGGAUUCCUGCUCCAGCAUCAGCGUGGGCGAAGGAUGUGCCCAGGGUCUACCACAGCUCCAGGAGAGCAGGGACAGGGGUUGCAUCUACCCAGUCUGUGGGUUUUGGUGUGUGCAUUUUAUGUGCCAACUUGUUUUUCACACUUGGCUCAAACAGGAAAUGGCAACACUGAAACCCACCUGGGACUGCAGAACAACAGAGUUUGGUGCUUAAGUGGGUACAAAUUGAAAGAGGGAAAUUUAGGUUAGAUACUAUAGUAGGAAGAAUUUUUUUUACCAUGAGGGUGAUGAGACACUGGAACAGGCUGCCCAGACAGGUUGUGGAUGCCCCAACCAUGGCAGUGUUCAAAGCCAGAUUGGAUAAGGCCUUGAGCAACCUGGUCUAGUGGGAAGUGACUCUACCCAUGGCAGGGGGAGUUGGGACUAGAUGGUCUUCAAGACCUUUCCAACCACUUCACAGUCUAUGGUUAUAUGUGUAAGUAUGAUCCACAUGGCCGUGUCUUCCCUCUGCCCUGUUGAGCCCAGGGUGUCUGGAGGUGGGGGAAAAGCAAGCAGAGACCCAGCACAAGCCACUUUCCCUCACACAGUUCCAGCUGGUUCAGUCCCAGGGUCCCCCUAACCCUGAGCACUGGACUUGCCCCUUCCUUACCUGACCACAGCACUUCCCGAGUCUCUCCUCUUCAAGCCUUCCCCUGGCGGCAUCUGGACCAAAAUUCCUUCUUGGGCAGCUCUCCUGUGACACAGGUCACUGCCUUCUCUGCCCUCCCAAAAUCUCCCAUUCCCUGUAGCAGACGUGGGGCCCUUCCAUCUCGUGCUGUGGGGUUUGCCACUCAAAUCCUCUCAUUCCUCUUAAGGAACUGGGAUUCCUGCGACUUGUAGAGAGAGUGAGAGGAGCCAACUCCACAGGCAUUGACAUCCCAGGGGUGAGUCCCCUGGAAAACAUAACGGUGCUUCCCUGCUCGUCACACUAGGAUGAAGUUGGCACAAGGAAAACUCUCCACGGGUUUUUUUCCAACCCGGCUCUGGGGCUGGGCUGUGAGACGCCCUGUGCUUGCGGCGUGGGUGCGAGCCCCAGGCAGGGAAAGGGAGCGGGACAGGGGGUCCCUGGCCCGGUGGGGUGGUUGGAGCAGAGCAGAACAAUGUGAUGGGGGUUCACCGGCGGUCCCGCGGGCUGCGCUGCGCUCCCUGCGCGGGGCUGCAGCACCAUCGUGUGGCUGCGGGCACCCUGCGGGGGAUCCUCGGCCCCGGGGACCCGCACCCAGCGAGCCCCCAGGGAGCCCCCAGCUCGGGGCAUGGCUGACCAGGGAGCUGAGUGCCGGCCUGGAGGUGUUUGGGAUGGAGGGUGGGAGGGAGGGUGCCAUUCCUUGGCGAACGGGUUGAGGGGCCGGCUCGUAUCUGCUCCAGCGCCCAUCAGCCUCUCCAAAGCAGGCAGAUGUGAUGCCUGGUACAGGGAGCUCAGACUUGUCCUUUGGGACUCACUUAGCUGAAAAACGACUGCUUUGAGGAAGAAAACAGUUUGCAAAUGUCCUUUCAACUUUCCCCUGCUUCUGAAGUUGUGGUGUAUGGAUGCAAUGCUGUGCUUCUCCAUACAAUUGUUCUUCCUUGCAUGUGGUGACUCUUACUUGGCUUUGUAACAACCUGCUACAAAGGGAACCUUUGCUUCCUCCUUCCUUCCCAAAUUGUUUUAAAACCUUAUACCCCCCAUGGACAGCUACCAUCCAGCUUCUCGAAGCUUCUCUACUGCCUUAGUUUGCUUUCCUGUGGGGGCUGGAAAGAAGCAGCAGCAAGCAAAAUAUCUGCUGCAGGGAGGAGAUGCUCCUUCCAGGUGGACUGUGGAGUUUGGGGUGAGCAUCACACCCCCUGGGACAGGAGCAUCACCCCAAAGGGCAGGAGGGGCUCGGCUCCUGGGAGGUGACACGCUGCUGUCACAGGUACCUGUGUUUCUGCGGGUUGUAGGUGGUGUCAGCAGGGCUCAGAGGGUCUCCAGACCUUCCCGUUGCCACCAGAGGGAGAAGGGCUCAGCGCGAGGAUAACGGGAGAGGAGGAUGCUGUAACCACGAGAUGUCUGUGUUUCAUUCUGGAUGGGGGUAACCAGGCUGGUGUCCUUGCGAGCUGGAAAAUGUGAGCUCUGUUUUGUUUCGCUGCCGUGGCAGCCGAGGCUGAUGACAAUACAAAAUUGUUCUCAUUAAAACAUUGUAGGGGCAAACUUCAACUUUUCAUCAGUCAGAAAGUCAUGCAGAAGUGUCGGGCUGUGGGGUCAGAAACAAGGAAAGGGGGUCCAGGGAGAUCCUCCCAUCAGCUGAGACUUGCCCUGGUUGAAAACCAGCUGCUUUGAGGAAGGAAACAGUUUGCAAAUGGCCUUGCAACCUUCCCCUGCUCCUGAAGUUGUGGUGUAUGGAUGGAGACCAGCUCUCCUGCAGAAAUUAGUUCUGCUGAUGGAUGUGCCCUUCCUAGGAGGAAAAAUGCCCCUGUGCUGGAAGAGAAGGAGAGAUAGCACAAUGCCUCUGAGCUCCUCUUCAUUGGCAGCCUUCCCCUGGCACAUCCCUCCCCUGUGGAGUUCAGACCCUGCCAGGUGAGCUGCAGCUCUCCAUGCCUGUGUGUCUCCUGGUUUGCAGACCCCUCGGGAGAUGUCCAUCAGCUCCUGGGAGCAGGCUGACCAUGGGUUGAGACCUUCUGCUCUAGUGGGAGAUGAACUGAAGCUGGGACAGUUCAGGCAGGAAAUAAGUGACAUAUUUCCAGCAGUCAACAGUAAUGAGUCACUGGAAGAAUCUGCCCUGGGAUCUGCAAGCUCUUCACUUCCAAGGGUCUUUUGACUUGGGGCUGGAUGGCCUCCAAAGGGGUGCUCUGUGCUGGCCACAUGCUGAGGACGUGAGGAUGCUGCUUGGGUGAUAUUCUCUAGGCAGGAGGUUGGAGAAAUGACAUUAAUGAUCUGCAAGCCACUUACUGAAUGAAUAAAUAAGUGGUUACAAAGCAGCAGUGCAGCAGUUGGACAGGGAUGGUCAAGUGUGUGGUACUGUGGUGGGUCUGGGGUGAUGUCCAGCAUGGGGAGUUGAUUCCACUGGGUGAUGCAAGGAUGAGCCUUGCACUGCUCUGGGAAAAGCUGGGAUGUGUUGCUGAGGGGCCAUUCCUGAACCCUGCAGUCCACGGGGUCCAUGUGCCCCAAAGACCACUGGUGAUGCACCGUGAGCUCCUGGAGCUCUCUUUAACUUUGGCUGCCCCAAGUAUUUGGUGUCAGCUUUGCCCAACCACUGAUUCCCCGUGUUUUGGGUGCUCUGUGCCUGCUCUGCACCUGUGAGCCUUUGCUCUCUGGGAAGCACUCCAUGAUCCCAGAGCUGAUAGUUUAUUCUCACCCUUUUAAAAUUUUAACUAGUCAUCUGUGCAGAAUAUGCCCCUUCUUGCUGCCUGUCAGCUCAAAUUUUGCAGACCUGGAAGAGAAAACCCACAGAGAGCCACAUGCUGCUCUGGUCCCUGUGAGUGACUCUCUCUAGGAGCCAUCCUGCUCACAGCAUCCUAUUCUAAUCCAGGCUCCUUGCAAAUCCACUCAGUUGUGAGGCUCUGCUGAGCCCUCAGUGAGGCUGGGCUGCCCUUCAGGUCCCACAUCUCACCCCCUCGGCCCAGCUCUCUCCCAUGUGCCCCAUCAGUGCCCAGCCUCCAGCUCACCAGGUUAGUGCCCUCCUUGGUGCACAGGAUGGAGCCUGAAGAGCUGGGUUUGCUGCUGAUUUGGGUUUGUGCUGCCCAGCCUUUACCCAGUCUGCAUGCUUGACAGAGCAGCAUCUGUCUGAGUGCCUGGAUGUUCCUGCAGUGAGAGUAUAGGAGAAAAUCUCCGUAUUUCUCCACUGCCUCCAAUUCCCUGAGCAGGUCCAGACCUCUGUGUUGCCUCUUUCCGGCUCCCAGGGCUGUGGGAUAACUCUCUGCUAGUCUCUGCUGGGACCAUGGAUGAGCCCUGUCCCCAGAGAAUGGGAGGUCUGUUAACAGAUGCCCAUCUCUGAUGUCUGUGGAGCAUCAAUUACUGUUUGCAGGUUUCCAUUCCCACUUACAACGCUGGAUUUGACCUGGUAACCCUGCAGCAAGGGGCUCUGCUGCCUGCUCCUGGCUGCAUCCCAGCUCAGCCCAUUCCCUUGCUGCUGGGGGGAAAUGGGGGUGCUGCUCCCAAAGCCAUGGGUGUGAACUGGGACCAGCAUUAAUGGGGGCUGCCCAGGACAGAUCCUGUAAGUUCUGCCACUCCCAGUGGGAUUUUGGAGGGGAAGAGCAUGCAGACCUCUCUUCUUUGACACCCCUUCCUCAACAGCCCACACUCAUUAUCCCCAAAUGAAAUAAGAUGGCUCUGGAAAGGCCCUCCAAUUAGCUGUUAUGCAGGAACCUUUGUUAGGCUGUUUUCUGUGCUCUCUCAAUUUCCACUAUCUCCAGGCAUCAGCUGGAGGGUUCCCAAGCCAGAGGGAAGCCCAGCAUUUCUGGGCAGAAACGUGGUCCCUCCACCCCUUCUCAGAUCCACAGGGCCUUGACAUGUUCCCCCCUUGCUCCUGCCUCUCUCCCAGGGCAUGUGGACCAUUUGUCUGGAAGCCUGGGAUGAAAUCCAGGUCUUGGGGAGAAGCUGUGAGAUGCCACCAUCACUCAAGGUGAAGGUGGCCAGAUCAUGGCUCUUGUCCCCUGCCCAAAACAGUGGGUCCCCUGCCUGGACUGCUUGUCCAGGGCAGGUGGGAAACCACAGUGGCUGAUGAGGGAAGAGCCAGGUCCCCAUCACAUGCACUGACACGCCUCUACUCAGUAAAAUAUUUAUUCCUCCAUUAUUUCACAAGAGUUGUUUUUACAAAAGACCUUACAAAAAUUUCCAAAACGCAGACAUGCAGAAAACAAAACAAAACAAAACAAAAAAUCCACCAUGGAUCUUGUUACAAGUAAUUGAAAUGUACAAAUAGAAAGGGGGAGAGAGAGCUUAGAUUACAAUAAUCCCUCGGUCCUGCUACCCCUCCGUGGGUGCAAUUUGUAUCUCGUCUCGGUGAGUUCAGCACUGACUGACAAGCUGUGAUAAGCUGCCAAGAGCACGGCAAAGGAGGGGCCCUAAGAUUAGGAGCAAAUGUUUUCAAAUAUAUAUAUACAUAUAGAUAUUUAGUGAAGAAAUAUUUAUUCCCUGCUUUUUUUAGGUUUACAGAAACGGCAUCUGCAAACUAUUAAAUGGGUUUAUUUUCAUUAAUGUUCUCAAAGAGGCAGCGACAUUUAUAUCCCUGUGGUUUCAUCUUGUAUAACCGAAAAAAGAGCCCUGUGCUUUUCCAUGGGAAUAGGACCCCCCCCCGGGCCUCCUCCUUCUGCCCCAAGGGGUGUUUCUCAGGGUGGGUGAUUUGAUCCUCAGUGGAUCCCUCUUCCCCCUGUCUUGGCAAGUCUCUGUGUGGUAUGGGGGAGUUACUGGCAUGGCAAAUGGGGGAAAUACCAGCCCUGGAAAUAGGGAUGGGGGCAGAGCAUGGGUUCUUAGGGUGACACUCCUCCCUGGAUGGGGUGGACAGUGUCAGUCAGGCUGUGCCCUGUCCCUGCCUGCCGUGCUGGAGGAGGAGAAGGUGGUCAUUCCCAAAUAGAUUGGGUGGAGCAGAGAAAACUGGGGCUGGAGGCAGGAUGGAGGGGCUGGUUCACCCCCAGCCAGAGGAGAUGUGCUCCUCUCCUUGUUCUCCCAUCAGAUCUCCAGCUGGGUGCUGGGUGAGUACUCCUGGGUUGGUGCUGUCUGGGGUGCAGCUGAGGGUCCCACAUAUAGCUGCAGUGAGAGCCCCAAUGGGAAUAGGAGAGGAUGUUCCUGGGAGCUGUGGGCACUCAGAUGGUCACUUUGUAGUUGUGACACUUUCAGCCUUGGUGUCACAGACCAGAGGAUGUUUAUCUGGAGGAAGCACCUCAGCAGUUGCUCUGUUCAUCCUCAGACCUGCUGCUACAGUCCCCAAGCCAAGCCCUUCCAGGCGAGUAGGGCUGGUGCCUUCUCUGUCCGGGCCACCCCUCUGAGCUGGUGGUGUCCCCACGCCUGGCUGGUGGUAUUUUGUGGUGGGAGAGGAAAGGGUGGCCUGGUUUCCAGAGGGUAACACCUCCAUCCCUCUGGCUCAUUCCCCAUUGCCACGGGACUGGCAGGGGAAGGCGGAGGCUGCGUCUCUCCACGGCUCAGUCCCAUGGGCUGGGGCGAGGCUGCCCCCGCCGUGUCCAUCCCCCCACACAUCCCACCUUGCAACCUCAUUAGGCUGCACGGCAGGGUGGGACGAGGGGGAAACCAUUUCCUCUCUGCAAAACCAAAGAAACCUCCCCCCGUGGCGUCGCCGGCCCCAGACCCCUGCUCACAUCUGCGGAGCUGCCGACAGGGAGGCUGUGCCUCCGGAAGGCGAAGCCUUCGUUGGCACGAAGCGCUGGGAGCCGCCUACUCAGCUGAAACCCAACAGCUUUUUCCAAUUUUCUCUUUCCCUGGGACGGUUCAAUGACCUGGGGCUCUGCAGAAUCGCUGGCAAGCCCACCAAGGCAGGGCAGCAGUGCCUGCUUGGGGACUGGCGAUGCACCCCUGGCUCACAGGAGAGCUCACAGGCUCCAAGAGAGGCUGGUGAGAUGCUCCAGCCCUCCUUGCUCCUCUGGGAAGGAACAAAACCUGAUGCCAUUGAAUAGGCUACUCCUAAAUGCAGGCAGCACAGUGUAGAGGGCUGGCUGGGACUGGCCAUGGCACAGAUGAGCCAUCAGCUUCCCAAAGUCCCAAACGCUGUGGCUGGGGCUGCGCAAAGAGGUGAACACACAGGUCAGCUUCGGCACUUGUGGUUGAGCGCCACAAGUCACAGCCUGGCGGAAAGGGGAGCUCGUGGUCCUCCCACCGCUGCACGUCCCCGCGGGAGGAGAAGACCCAAGAACUCUUUGGCUCUCUGGGCGAGAUACCCAAAUUGGUCAAAUCCAAUAGUCCAAGAUCCUUCCAUGUUUGGAAGCAAAUUCUUGUUCCCUUGGCAAGUCUGUUUGUCCUCGAAGAGCGCGUGGGGGGUAUGUGUGUGUAUAUAUAGCCGUUAUUAUAAGGGUGUGCGGAAAAGCAAAUUUCUAACCAAGUUUGCUCCAUAUGUGGCUAUAAUUAUGUGCCACUUCGGCCUGGGGACUGACUCUACCUUCAAAAGGGAAGGGAAGAGGAGAGAAGAGGUGCUGAGACACACUGGAUGAGUGACAUGUGUUGGGCAGGUGGCGGAUUCGUCCUGGACCGCCACAGGAGCUCCACGUUGUAUCCUGGAUGAGGCCACUGGGCGGGCUUUGCCCUGAUCAGUUCACGGUCGGCACCUGGUUCUGAUGGAGGCUGAACUCUUUGGCUUUGAGGCGCAGGCUGGCGAUGCUGUUGGCCAUGUUCACCCCUUGGGUGGGCGUCGCGGUCCCGCUGGAGCUGUAGGAGGGCACAGUGCUGCGGGGAGGGAGCAGGGAGGAAUGAGGCGUUGCCCGUGGAGAAGUCCCCAUGCCCCUCGUGGUCCUGCCGGCUUCCCAGGCCAGACUGCCCCUUCCCUCUCAGAGAUCUCCCACAAGAGCAGCCAAGGCUUCAGCAUUUUUAUGGGCGGCUGGAUGUGGGAACCCCUCAAAGUAUGCACCAGGAAGCCCUGCCUUGAGCUUUUGGACGAGAUGGCUGGUCGUGAACAGCUGGGAACCAGAAGGGACCUAUGUCACCUCCUGUGCCGAGAUGUGGGAAGGGUCAGCAUGAGGCCAGGCGAAUCCCUUGCGAGUACCAGGGCCCCAAAAUGCAUGGAGACAGAGAAGCUUGCUCAGCAACAGGCAGUGGGUGCUCAGAGAUGAAAGGGGUUCCCAAAGCAAAGUCAGACAAGCUCGUUUUGGCCCUGUAAAACUCCCUAAAUCCCCAGCAGCAGCACAAGGCUGCAUUCCUACAGUGGACUGGUCCCUAGGCAGCCCUAUGGCCACCUCUCCCCAGCUCCUCCAAAGCCUCCACCUACCUGUACGGGGAGGUGCUGGUCCAGGAGAGAUACUCCGGGGUCAGUGCGGUGGGUCGUGGUGCCAUGGGCUGCUCAAUGGCUGCCUCUUGGCUGUAGGAUUUGAGGAGUGAUGCUGAUCUGUUGGCCAGCAUGGCCCUCUCGUUACGGCGAAACUUGGCCCUCCGGUUCUGAAACCAGACCUGCAUGGGGAGGGAAGGGGGUCAGCAGGGAUGUCCCAAGCGUCUGUCCUACCGAUCGUGGUCGUGUGCAGGAUGAAACCAGAGAGGGGACAGUCCCUGCUCCUGCCUGGGGGCAAGGCAGAGGGUGUUGUUUUCUCCCACACAAACCUGUGCUCACCUGGACUCUCGCCUCGCUGAGAUUGACCCUCCUCGCCAGCUCCUCCCGCACGAAGGCAUCGGGGUAGUGCGUCCUCUCAAAGACCCUCUCCAGAGCCUGCAGCUGGCUGCUGUUGAAGGUGGUGCGGUUCCUCCUCUGCUUCUUCUUCCUCUUGGCUGCCCCACGGCUUGGGCUCAGGCUCUCACCUGAGGGGAAAGCACAGAAGAGGCCAUGUGAGAGCCAGACCUGUGUGAGACCCCACAGACCCCACAGCCCAGCCAGGCUCAGGCCCUCCUGGAGGUCUGCACUCCCUGUGGGCACCUGGGAUUCUGGAGGGAGCAGCAUAUGUGCAACCCUGUGGUCACCAUGAGAAUCAAAACCUAUUCCGGGACCUGCAGGAGCUGAGGGUUAACCCCAAUAUUUGCAAAGACCUGCAGUGGUUUCACAUCUGGCUAAAACCACCUGGAUCUGAUUUUGAAUACCGGUCUCUGUGGAUUUUUGGGCAGCACUUGAUCCAAACUGGGGACAUGCCCACAGGGUGUCCUGGGCUCGGCUCAUCCUAAGGCAUUAGCUCAAGCUUUCCUGAACAGCCAUGGAAAUUCAGCACCAAAACACACCCAACAUGAGGGUCUCAGCUCCCACCUCCAGCACCCCCUGAAGCCCCAGCCGUGGCAUGUCCCCAGGGUGACACAGGACUGCAGCCAAGCAUCUGCUCAUCCAACCCCGGCCUUCAGAGCUCGGAGCGAACGGCACCGCGUCUCGCAGAGCUCAGCCUCCACAGUGUUUAUUUCUGGCUUUGCUGGCUCAUGGAAACAUGAAGCUGAGGGUGUAGUUUGGUUUCUCAGUAUUGAUCUUGGGCUGUCAGCCAGGCUGAGAUUAAUCUCCUCUUUGUCACUAAUAUCAUAAGGUUUAGGCAAGUUUAUGAAGUCUUUUUCCGAGACACCCAGUCAGCUGCCUGCAAAGGCUUCAUGGGGAGCACGACUCGCUGUCGUUCUGCCUUAUGGAGGUACUGGUUAAUGAUUCUUUCUGUUAAUAAAGCAUCUGGAUCCAAUCUGUA
Pseudopipra pipra is the source of this 14230-nucleotide messenger RNA. It is a transcript of the gene PTGES, whose product is annotated as prostaglandin E synthase. The record is from RefSeq and is a predicted model, not a curated record. The transcript is spliced from 5 exons. Gene Ontology annotation, molecular function: prostaglandin-E synthase activity. NCBI's taxonomy places the organism in Eukaryota, Metazoa, Chordata, Aves, Passeriformes, Pipridae. Bases 1503 to 1943 code for a protein of 146 amino acids. Gene Ontology annotation, cellular component: membrane. Gene Ontology annotation, biological process: prostaglandin biosynthetic process.